This is a messenger RNA of Cynoglossus semilaevis (tongue sole), 1232 nucleotides long. RefSeq names its product sulfotransferase family 3, cytosolic sulfotransferase 1 (gene sult3st1). The coding region runs from base 143 to 1087 and encodes 314 amino acids. Gene Ontology annotation, molecular function: sulfotransferase activity. The transcript is spliced from 6 exons. Lineage: Eukaryota; Metazoa; Chordata; Actinopteri; Pleuronectiformes; Cynoglossidae. The record is from RefSeq and is a predicted model, not a curated record.
GAUACUAUACAAUUUCCAUCCAUUCUUUUUCGGGUUUGUUCAGUUAACGGCACAACAAAUCCGUUGUGUUGCUACUUGACUCCCCCUGAAAAGAAUAAAAAGUGCGCCACUUUCCGCCCCUGGCCGCGCGCGCGUAUCCGCGAUGACGUUGCACAGAAUCGCGUUCAUAUCUCAGAUACUAAACCAGAGUCCAAAGUCGUAUCCUCACUGCUGGAUUAUUGACAGACGGGUUAACAUGGAGCAAAUCAGCGACCACCUUUGCAGAUACAAAAACUACAAUUUCGCCACUGGUCUGACAACAGCAGAGUAUCUGGACUCACUGCAGGAAUUCGAAAUUCGUGAAAGUGACGUUUUCCUCAUCACAUAUCCCAAGUCUGGCACCAUUUGGACUCAGCAGGUCAUAAUUAACAUCUAUGAAUUGAGUGGAGGUCUGAAUGAGUAUUCAAAUAAUUUGGAGCAAAUGCCAUGGCUGGAGUACAACGAGGGUCGUACAGACUAUACUCUGAGACCUUCUCCACGGCUCUUUGCCUCUCAUCUCACCCCUGCACUGUUGCCACGGGGGCUGAAGGACAAGAAGGCAAAGAUGAUCUAUGUGAUGAGGAAUCCAAAGGACAAUGCUGUCUCCUAUUAUCACUUCAGCAAGGUCUACACUGACCUGCAGACUCCCAGGAGCUUUGAGAGCUUUUUUGAAGACUACAUGAGUGGCAACGUUGGGGCGUCUUCAUGGUUUGAUCAUGUCAGGGUGUGGCACUCUCAGAAAGAUGAAUUCAACAUCCUCUUUCUAACCUACGAGGACAUGAUUUUGGACUUGAAAGGAGUGGUAACCAAAAUCUGCACGUUUUUGGGGAAAAACCUCAGUGAGAAGGCGUUGGAUGAAGUCGUGGAGAAAUCAAGAUUUAAGACGAUGAAAAAUGACCCGAAGGCUAAUUAUGAGUUUCUGCCCAAAGACAAGAUCACUGGAAACUUCAUGCGUAAAGGUCAGAUCGGUGACUGGAAGAACAUCAUGACUGCUGCUCAGAGUGAAAGAGUGGAUUUGAUGCUACAGGAGAAACUGGGUGAUCUGUCUCUGACAUUCAUCUGGGAAUAAACCCUGGCCACUUUAAAACUCAAAUUCGUGCAUUUCACUACAAACAAAAUGGUAAAACAAGGGCAAAGAAGAAUGAAUGCACCAAAUUGAUAAAGAAAUUAAAUUAAAAAGACAGCAACCAACAUAUAGAAAUAACAAAAAAAGU